AUGACCGACGACCUCAACCCCACGGGCCCCUCGCAGCCCACCACCGCCCAAGCCUACACCACCCCAGGCAACCCCGCCACGCACAACCCCGCCGAGCGCGCCGCCGCCGCCGACUCCUCCCCCUCCUCCUCCUCGUCGGGCCCCGCAGUCGUCGACCGCCGCGUCCCGACCAAGCAGACGACGGCCGACGACGAAGCGACGGCGUCGUCGCUGGGCCGCGGCGUGCGCAAGCCGGGCGCCGCGGGCGAGGAGGCCAAGGGCCUGCGCGACGAGGACGUCGGCCGCCACCGCGAGCUGGACGCGCAGCAGAUGGCGGCGCCGGGCGAGGGCCGCGUGGCGGCGGCGGUGCGGGGCGGCGAGGACGGCAUGAAGACGGGGUCGGGCGGCGUGGAGCCCGGGUUGGAGACGGAUUUGGAGAGGAAGAAAGCAGAACAGGCGCCUUUGAGGGACGCCAUCAAGGAGGAGAGGCAGCACAAUGUCGACGUCGGAGGCGUGCUGGGACAAACAGGAGGACCGGCGAACCCCGUGGACAAGGACAACUACCCGAACUCUUCAAGCUAA
Messenger RNA from Diplodia corticola, 561 nucleotides. RefSeq lists its product as uncharacterized. The coding region runs from base 1 to 561 and encodes 186 amino acids. NCBI's taxonomy places the organism in Eukaryota, Fungi, Ascomycota, Dothideomycetes, Botryosphaeriales, Botryosphaeriaceae. The transcript is spliced from 2 exons. The record is from RefSeq and is a predicted model, not a curated record.